Plectropomus leopardus (leopard coralgrouper) is the source of this 7003-nucleotide messenger RNA. RefSeq names its product xenotropic and polytropic retrovirus receptor 1a (gene xpr1a). Gene Ontology annotation, molecular function: phosphate transmembrane transporter activity; inositol hexakisphosphate binding. Gene Ontology annotation, cellular component: cytoplasm; Golgi apparatus; plasma membrane. The record is from RefSeq and is a predicted model, not a curated record. NCBI's taxonomy places the organism in Eukaryota, Metazoa, Chordata, Actinopteri, Perciformes, Serranidae. Gene Ontology annotation, biological process: cellular response to phosphate starvation; phosphate ion transport.
UAACGACGCUGAAGUUAGCUUUCGAGUCGUUGUUCCCGAUUCAGCAGGUAAAGAGAAAAAUAACUCCCAAUGUUUGGCGACCAAUCCUCGGCUUUUUGCUCCUUUUACUGUUGUGAGAGCGCCUCAGACAUUUAAGGAGUAAUCUGUGUGGAAGGAGAGGGGUUUCCUGACCGCACUGCCAACAACUUUUUACAGGAGGUCCCACCAACACCCGGUGCCAGUGCGCGCUCCUCUGACGCAACCACGUCGCUGUGGCUCAACGCGAUGGCGGACCGCAAUGUCCCCAGACCUGCCCAGGGAGGGACGGAGCAAAGUCACUGAGCCACUCUCACCGGCUCCGUCAAACUGACCACCUGUUAAAGAGAGCCCGCCGCUGCCAUUGCCGUCCCUCCCGUGAAAUAGUAUGUGGGACGGGAUCUGCUCGGAGUGCACUGACCGGGACGAUCCAGAAGUGGAGUGAAGAGGAGCGGAGUGCGCCGGGCUGACGCACCGCAUGUUGAACCAGCAAGUUGACUGAAAUAACAAAAGUCGCGUCGACGGGGAAGGGGACAGCCGCUCUUGGAUUUAACGGAGGUUUGAGGGGACAGUUGUUCCGGCAAAAUGAAAUUCGCGGAGCAUCUUUCGUCCCACAUCACUCCAGAGUGGAGGAAACAGUACCUUCAGUAUGAGGCGUUCAAGGAUAUGCUGUAUGCUGCCCAGGACCAAGCCCCGUCCAUAGAAGUCACAGAUGAAGACACAGUAAAGAGAUACUACGCUAAGUUUGAGGAGAGGUUUUUCCAGACCUGCGAGAAGGAGCUCCUGAAAAUCAACACAUUCUACUCAGAAAAGCUUGCUGAAGCCCAGAGACGUUCUGCCACGCUGCAGAAUGAGCUCCAGUCUUCACUGGAUGCUCAGCGUGAGAGCAACGCUCCGCCUGGCCUGCGAAGACGCAAGACAAUGUUCCACCUGUCGCAGGAGGAGCGCUGCAAACACCACAACAUCAAGGACCUGAAGCUAGCCUUCAGCGAGUUCUACCUCAGCCUCAUCCUGCUCCAGAACUACCAGAAUCUGAACUUCACUGGCUUCCGUAAAAUCCUGAAGAAACAUGACAAGAUCCUGGAUACAUCUCGUGGGGCUGAUUGGCGUGUGGCUCACGUGGAGGUGGCACCUUUCUACACCUGCAAGAAGAUCACACAACUCAUCUCUGAGACAGAGACCAUUGUCACCACAGAGCUGGAGGGAGGAGAUCGUCAGAAGGCCAUGAAGAGGUUGAGAGUUCCUCCACUGGGGGCAGCUCAGCCUGCUUUGGCCUGGACAACCUUUCGUGUGGGGCUCUACUGCGGCUUCUUUAUCAUUCUUGCCAUCGCCUUCAUUCUCUCUGGUGCUGUGUUCAUCCGCUUUGAGAACAUCUGGCCACUGGUGCGGAUCUAUCGAGGCGGUUUCCUUUUGAUCCAGUUCCUCUUCCUGUUGGGCAUUAACACAUAUGGAUGGAGGCAGGCAGGAGUCAACCACGUCCUCAUUUUCGAGAUCAACCCCCGAAACAACCUCUCACACCAACACCUGUUUGAGAUUGCUGGUUUCCUGGGUGUGUUGUGGUGUCUCAGCAUCCUCUCCUGUCUCUACUCAGAGUACACAUACGUCCCCAUGCAGAUCAACCCGCUAAUCCUUUAUGGCUUCAUGGUGCUCUUUCUCAUCAACCCCUUCAAGACCUGCUACUACAAAUCACGUUUCUGGCUCCUUAAGCUGCUGUUUCGUGUCUUCACAGCACCUUUUCACCGGGUAGAGUUCGCAGACUUUUGGCUGGCAGAUCAGCUCAACUCUUUGGUGUUUGUUCUGAUGGAUCUGGAGUAUCUCAUCUGUUACUACAUCUUUGAGCUGCAGUGGGGCAACAGCAAGGGCCUGCUGCCCAAGUUUAAAGAUCCUGAUGACCACGUAUGCCACAGUUACUCGUACGGUUUGCGUGCCAUCAUCCAGUGUCUGCCUGCCUGGUUCCGCUUCAUCCAAUGCCUGAGGCGUUACCGUGACACCAAGAGGGCCUUCCCUCACCUGGUGAAUGCUGGGAAAUAUUCCACCACCUUCUUUGUUGUCACCUUCGCUGCGCUCUACGCCACACACAGAGAGCAAGGACACACCGAUGCCGACAUGUUCUUCUACCUGCUGAUCGUGUUCUCCACCAUCAGCUCGUUGUACACACUGAUCUGGGAUCUGCGUAUGGACUGGGGUCUGUUUGACCGCGGAGCUGGAGAAAACACCUUCCUAAGAGAAGAAAUCGUUUACCCACACAAGGCCUACUACUACUGUGCCAUUAUAGAAGAUGUGAUCCUACGUUUUGCAUGGACGAUCCAAAUCUCUCUGACCACGAUGACCAAGAUCCACUCUGUGGGCGACAUCGUAGCCACGGUGCUGGCUCCCCUCGAGGUCUUCAGGCGUUUCGUGUGGAACUUUUUCCGUCUGGAGAACGAGCACCUGAAUAACUGUGGUGAGUUUCGAGCUGUGAGGGAUAUCUCUGUGGCGCCGCUCAAUGCUGAUGACCAGACACUGCUGGAGCAGAUGAUGGACCAGGAGGACGGCGUCCGGAAUCGCUCAGGCAAGAAGACCUGGAAGAGGUCCUACAGCCUGUCGCUCCGACGCCCCCUACUGUCCUCUUCACAAUCGAAAAAGGACACAAAGGUGCUUAUUGAAGACACGGAUGAUGAAGCCUUCAGCUGAAUCCACAAUGUCAGUAUGUACAAACACAAACACACACACAGACAUACUAUACUUAGAGGGACCUCAUUUACUAACACUCAACCUCAACCCUUCUCCCUUGUAGUGAUAAGAGUAGUGACCUUCACCCUCAGUCUAAACCUCUAAAGCAGUGUGGACCUCAGACUGUCCUCACUUUGGACAAUUUACCUCAUCUUUACGUUCCUGUGAGUAUAUUUGGUCUUUAUAAGUAUAGAAAAACACACACUGUAACGCAGAAACACACAUAAAGAUAAACCUGCUGAAGCACAAACAUAGUGUAAUAUUGCUACAGUUGAUGAGAGAGCUAACACAGACAGACAGAUGGACAGACGUCACGGGAAAUCUUCUGCACAUAAGAGGAAACACAGACCACACUGCCCUGGGAUUAUUCUCUUCCCCUUUAAAGGACUUUUUUUUAGUAUGUGUUGUUUACUUUGAGAUGUUUGCGUUUAUUUAGAUCUGUCUUUACUUUUCCUGGAUUUAUUUUGGAGACGCUGCAGAGACGACUGUUUACACGCCUUUUUAACUACACUAGGAUCAACAGGGAGAAGACAAGCCAAUCAAAAGACUAGUUAUUAAUCAAUAGAAACCUGAGGAAGGACUCAACACACACAACAGCAUAUCAAAACAAAUCAACUGGUUUCAACUUGUUGAUUCUUUUUAUACUCCAUCUUUUUUUCUUUCUGGUUGAGUUGUAAUAACGUCCGCGUACAAUCACAACCUGGAGGCACUUGCAGGAAAAGUGCAUUUAAUAUACAAAACACAAAAAAAACAAAUUAUAAACAAAAAGGGAUGUUAUGAUUCAAACAUUUCUAAUCUGUGAAGUUGCUUUGUAAUAUAUUUAAUAUAUUUUGAUGUGCAUUAUUACUCUAUUGUAGUUGUUAAGUACUUCUACAUGUGUUGUUUAUACUAGUGAGACUAGUUUGAGCAUCCACUUGAUGAUUGUUAAUGUAUUUUAUAAUGUUUGGAAUGUUUUUAUUGGUUAGACUUGUGCCAUGUUUUUAAUAAGCUCAUAGUUCGAUUUGUCACCGACCUCAAAUUAGUGCAAAACUGACCUGCGAACCAUCGUGUCAUGACUUCUUAAAGUGCCCUAUUAGAUACAGUACACGUGUGCAUUGCUAUUCUUUGCAUUAACUACCAAAGCUUAAUUUUUCUGAAUGUGUCAAUCCACUUUAUUUUAAGAUUGGAGUGAUCUUUAACAAAAGUUCAUAACUGUUUUAGCAGGUAGGAUCCGUCUUGUUGGAGUGUGUCAAGAGUGAUGUGAUGUACCGCUUUAAAUGGUCAGUUGAAUUGUCAGUGAGUCAAAGUGUGUCAGUGGUUCUCAAACUGGUAGAGGGAUCGGGUGACUUUUUAAAAUCAUAUUGAACAAGAGAGCUCUGAUGCUAACAAGAAUUUCAAGAUCCAGGUCAUCAAGGUUUAUUCAGACGGAAAAAUGUCAUGUAAAGUACAGGAUGGACCGUUUUUUGACAGGAAAGAAAAUCAAAUACAUUGCAAUAGACUAACAGAAAAACAAUGUCUCUUUACACUAACUUGGUACUAUAACUCGGUAGAAAACCUCCACGUCACAUACAUAAAAUAAAACAGUCCUGAGCAAAGGCUUGCUCAAUCAGUUAAUAAGAGCCCCCCCCCCCCCCAAAAAAAACAUUAUCAGUUAAAGUGUACACUACAUUUAGAAUAUUUGUAUCACUUUAUCUUUCCAUCUAUAAUUUUACUUUGCGGAACACAGGAGUUCCUGGUCUACUUAGUGCGUAAGGUAAAGGGAUGAAAAUAUUUCAAAUAUGGUGUAAACUUAAUCUGAUUUUGAUUUUUCUAACAAGUUUGCUGAUUUUCCGUAUUUCUGCAAUUGAAAUAAGUUGCCAAGGAACCUAUAAAUAAUAUUUUAUAUCUCCCUUGGUUGUCUACCCGGACGAUAUUGUUGUUUUUAUAGUGAUGUCACUGUGAUUCGGUCUAUAGCCUCACACACGCAUCCACGCAUUUAUGCAGCUGUUUGUGGAGUCAUCUCUCCACAAAAUCUUGUGCAAGUCUGUGAAUCCAUUUGGAAGUUAUGUGCCUUUUCUGCAAUAGGCCACUCCCAUUACUACGCCCUCUUCAAGCCAAUUGGCUUGAAAACAAAUACUAAGUUAUAAGGAAUAAGGAAGUUUGAGAACCACUGGUACAUUGCAAAACACUUUAUAUGGUCAACAGACACUAACAAAAGCUCAGUGUUGCCAGAUGGAGCAGUUUGCACAGAAUUGAGCUACUUCUGUGUAAUUGUGCAGAAAAAGUGUACAAUUUAGGUGGUUUCCUCCAACAUAAAGUAAUGCUUUCACCAAAAAAGGCAACUUCUUUACUCUAUAUAUUAUUCCCAUAUUAUAAAACAGAAUGAACAUGGAUGCGCACCUCAUCCAGCAUCUGUAACAAAAAAAGUUUAAUUUUAUGACAAGUAGGCAACUUCGAGACUCAUCAGUGGCAAUCAAAUCUGGCAACACUGCAAAAUCUCUCUCACCACAUCAUACCUGUCAGCAGAUACAUGUUUGUUUGUUUCUUGUGUUCAGUGUUGACUUGCUCAUUUUAGCACUUUCAAAAAAAAUUGAUUUCAAGUGUUGUGAUUUGUUAGAUCAAAUGUAAUAUGCUAAUCUUUGCUAAGGAAAGUUAGUAACCACCAGGAAAAAUGUGCUGUACAUCUGACAUCCACUUCUGCCCCUUUCUGUGUUGUUGCUGCUGUUAAAGGCCCCCUGGCUUUCAAAAGGAUGUUAAUUUAAAUGCUGGUUUGUACGUUUCACUUUCUCUUCCUGUUUGACCCUGUCACUCUGCUCCGCUGUUCCUCCCUGUGGCUUCACAGCAGCUAGUCAUGAGACUAAGCCCAGUGAGCCUCAAGUUACAGAAAGUCGUGUUUCUUUUUCUUCCGUUUUUCCCGUAGUGGCUAAAAGACUGAAAGCUUCUAUGUGCAAUGAGCUUAAUGUGAAAACUAGAAAGCUAGAAAAAAAAGUUAAAAUGUAGAAGAUGGGUAGCUUCCCGAUCCAUUUUAAUACACUAGACACCAUGACUGCAUACAGGCGUAAAACAUGACACACACACACACACACACACACACACACACACACACACACACACAUACACACAGCCCACAUUGCCUCUCUCUCUUGUGUCGGAGAGCACAACUCUACAGCAGAUAGUUUUGUAAAAAGGCUCUGUUGUCUUGCCUGCAUGCUGCUUUAGUUUUACAUUGUACAUAGGUCUUAAUUUAUUUGACAUGAUGUGUAUAUUAGCAAUCAUUGUAGCUACUGUGACAAUGAUUGAUUUCAUACGUUGCCAUUUUUGCUCCAAGACAAGCAGUAUUUUUUAGGCGAUGAGGAGCUCUUUUUUCAAUUGUUCACGGUCCUGCACUUCAUGUGUAAAUCUGUUGACAAUGUGUUUGUAUAAAAAUAGAAAUCCAUAGAACUGGAGAAUGUGAUUGGUCGUAUCUUGUUGGUGAUUCCUUCUUAUUUCAUUCGAGGCUUUGCGUCCAGGGCUUGUGGAGGAGGCGUGAGGGGCAGAUGUCCUGAAGCUGUAAUACUGUUUGUACAUUUGUGAAUGUGCAUGAAAAUAUUGUGGAUCUGUUGUUGUAAACUGCCCGGCUGACAGAAGCACUUUGACAUACUGUAGGGCACAGGAACAGAGAGGACCCACACCAUGACAAGAUACUGUUAAACUGAUCCCAGAUCUGCCCGAGCUCCUCUUGAAUUCGCUCUUAAACAGAUCCAGGAUUUUUAUUCGAAGCUUUCUGACAUGCUUCUCUGCGAGAAAAACAAAUGUUUCGGUGACCAGUGUCUGUUCACAGUAUGUGUAACCCGCUGCCAAAAACAGAAAAAAGGGUUAUUUUGUACAGUUUGUGUCUGAUGAAAUGAUCCUCAGCCCUUACAUCCCAUUUUUCUCAUGGGUGAUUUUGCUUCCACUGCUCGCUGAAACCCCCAUGAUGUUAAAGUGCUUGAUAUGUGUCCGCCCCUCCCUGCCACUCUCUUGAUGUUGUUCGUACCCUUUCUCUAAUCUAGCUGAACGUGAUAGUACCUGUAGUUUGGUAGAUGGAUGUUCUACUUUGAUAAGAUACAAAAAAAAGAUAAUAGAAUAAAUACAUUGUGGCUAAAUGUGAUUUUAAGAGACAUAAAGAGAGAAAAUGUCUUACAGUCUGAACCAUCUCCCACCCGAGUCCCUUUUACAGAGUAGUUUGUACAUGUCAAGUGUAUAACGCCAUUCUAUGAUGGUUUUCCUGAUGGUAUUUGUAUUUCUGUAUACACUUUGGUGAUCCUGUCAUAUCUGGGUUUUAUAAACCACGAUUAUU